GGGCGGGGUGCUACCGAACAAGAUGGUGGCGGCGGCGGAGGAGCUGCGGGACGGCCUCCGCUCGGCCACGCGCGUCCUCCACGAGCAGCACCGGGGCUGGCUGGAGGCGUUGGCCGCCUGCCUGCCGCUGCUGCGGGCCCUGGGCAACCUGGCCCGGCAGGCGGAGGCGACGCAGAGGGCACCCCUGGCGGAGACGCCGCUGCGGGCCUUCGCGCGCCUGCCGGAGCGGCUGCGGCUGAAGCAGCGGGCGGCCAUGGAGGCGUUGCUGGCGGAGCUGCGUCGGGAGAAGCUGCCGGCGCUGCGCGAGGCUCGGGAUGCGGUGGGCGCGCGCGUGGCGCCGCUGCUGGCGCUCGGGGGGCCCCACCCGAACCCCGCUUGGGCCGACCUGCUGGCCGGGCUGCUGGACGCCGAGGCGCUCUUCCACGCCGUCUACCUGGAGGCGCGGCUGCUGCUGCUCUCGCUCAGCUACCGGGACCUGGCGGCGGUGCAGGCGGCCCCCCUCGCCUGGGAGCGGAUCCUGCAGCGCGGGCAGCGAGGAGGCCGCGUGGCAGGUAACCGCCGGGAGGAGGCCUUCUCGCUUGGGGCCUCUGCGCGCCCUCGGACCAGCCUUUCCUGGGUGCCUUUGGGGACCCCGGCGAGGGUUGCCCGCUGUCCCCACCCGGGCUGGCUGCUCCUGAAGGGCCCUCGGGCGUGGGCCCGGCACCGCCCUGGCCUUGGCUGGAAAAGUCCGGGCUGCCCGGCAGAGGGGCUUAGUGACCCACGGAGGUCCUGGCUCACCUCGGACACAGCCUGGGACCUGCCCAGCGUGGCUCUGGGGAGAAGGAAGGAAUCUGCUCCUGAAGGGAGCUCCUGAAGGCAACGCAGGAUGGGAAACGAAGGAACUGUGCAGAUGCUUCACCAAAACCGUUUUUCUUCUCUUGUCCAGAGACAUUGCAAAAAGCCGCCUUCUUCCUGGAGGACACAUGAGAGCGUAAAGCUGGGCUUCUCCAGGAAGAGCCCAGCCAGCCUUGCUGUCUGAAGGCCCCUGGACGGGAGUCUGCCCUAGGGGGUGAGCCCCACUUGCAGGAUUGUGCGGGACUGUUGCAGUUCAGACUAACUUCCAACCUGGAGCAGAGUUCUUAAUGGCACCUCAGUGUAAAUAAAAGUGAUUUCCUCCUCUUACGGUUGUCCACUUUCUCCUUUGCAGCAGCUGAUCAGAAUGCUGAAGAAGGAGCUUUACAUACUACAAUUUCCCACUUUUCAAGACGUUCGUCAGAACCCAAAAAUGGGAGCUGACACCUUGAGUUAAAUUACCUGCACCCUUCACUUUGAAGAGCUCAGCUUACAUGGCCUGGGCUCCUCCUUGUAGCGACCGCUGGAGCAGGUACAGGAGGAAUCUUUGUACUCCUUGUACUUGAGCUACGAUCCAGGCCAUCCCCAGCCGGGCAACCACUUUGUGGGAGGUAAUCUGCUGGUUGCAUUAACAAAAAAGAAAGAGUUUAGUCCUUCUGGAUCCCAAGACUCCAGAUGGGAUUGCCAGUAGCAUAGAUGUUCCCUCUCAGUUUUUCAUGUUCCAGCCAGUUCCUGGGGGCUCCAGCAUCCAUCACAGUGGAGUCUUAAUAUGCACACGUUCCUUCGGCAUCUGGGAGAACUCAAUGUUGAAAGAGUAGCUGCCCUACCUACUAAGCACCUGAUGUCCCUAGAAGACAGUGAAGUUCUACGACAAUACGCUGACAUUUCUGGAAGAGGAGGAUGCUAAGGCUGGUCCCCCACUUCCGAGGUCACUCAUCAGAAGCAAUGAAGAAGCACUAGAUGUUCCUCUAUACCAGUGGUUCUCAACCUUUUUAAUGCCGUGACCCCCAACUGGCUGUAAGUUGAGGACUACUCAACCGGUCGUAAGUCGAGGACUACUCAACUGGUGCAGCACCGUUUGCAGAAUGGGACUUUUGGCGGGCUCAGCAGGGCAGAGACAGCCUGGACAAUUCCUAUUGGCUUUAUACUGUCCUAUGUUUUUUUGUAUGCAUGUUACAAAGCCAAAUACCUUGGUGUGAGUAAGAAUACUAAUAAAUAUAAGGCAAAAACUU
Messenger RNA from Crotalus tigris (Tiger rattlesnake), 2063 nucleotides. RefSeq lists its product as uncharacterized. Gene Ontology annotation, cellular component: cytoplasm; nucleus. Lineage: Eukaryota; Metazoa; Chordata; Lepidosauria; Squamata; Viperidae. The transcript is spliced from 3 exons. Bases 23 to 853 code for a protein of 276 amino acids. The record is from RefSeq and is a predicted model, not a curated record.